AGGUUCCCAGGAAAUGCGUCAGCUGAAACCACGACUUCGCUGCAGGAAGAUUGUGGAGACCAAAGAUCCUGGUGGAGACUGGCGGAGAGGGUGAAAGUUUAAACGAACAAAGGAUUCGUGUGUAGAAAGGAACUGCAGAUGCUGGUUUAAGACACAAAAUGCUGGAGUAACCCAGCGGGACAGUCAACAUCUCUGGAGAGAAGGAAAUGGAAAUAAUAGCAGUCGUGCUCUGCCGGGAUUAUGCCACCCAAAGGCAUCACAAGAAAGAAGCUUCCUGAGCCUCUUCCUGAGGGAUUGGUUCUGACAGAUUCAGAGAAAAAGCGUUGGAAACUGGGGAAAAUGAUUGGCAGUGGCGGAUUUGGACUGGUACACUUGGCUUCUCCUGCUUCAGAAAAACAUGUAGGGAAUGAAGCUGUCCAUGCCAUUAAAGUAGAGCACCAGGAAAAUGGACCCCUGUUCUCGGAGCUGAAGUUUUAUCAGAGGGCAGCUAAAUCAGUGCACAUAAAGUCGUGGAUGAAAAGCCAUAAACUGAGUUUCUUGGGCAUUCCUGCUUACUGGGGAUCAGGCUUGACUCAAUACAAUGGGACGAGCUACAGAUUCAUGGUCAUAGACAGACUUGGUGUAGAUUUGCAAAAGGUGUUGGAGAAAGAGGGGAACCGGUUUGCCAAAGCAACUACUUUGGAAAUAGGCUGUCAAUUGCUUGAUAUUUUGGAGUUUGUUCAUGAACACGAAUAUAUCCACGGUGAUAUCAAGUCAGCCAACCUGCUUCUCGGCCUCAAGAAUCUCAAAGAGAUAUAUCUGGCGGAUUAUGGUCUUGCCUUCAGGUACAAUCCCAAUGGAGAUCACAAACACUAUAAGGAGGAUCCGAGGAAAGGUCACAAUGGAACAAUUGAAUUUACCAGUAUAGAUGCUCAUAAAGGUGUAGCUCUAUCCAGACGAAGUGACCUGGAAAUCCUCGGCUACUGCAUGCUGCAGUGGCUAUGUGGAAAGCUGCCUUGGGAUCGGGACCUGAAGGACCCUGUGGCAGUCCAACAAGCCAAAGUCAAAUUUAUGACAAACCUUCCCGUUUCUGUGUGCCAAUGCUUUCCUUCUGGAUGUCAAAGCAGUGAAUUAGUCAAUUAUCUGACUUAUGUGAGUACUCUGAAGUAUGAAGAAAGGCCACAAUAUCAGAAACUACACAACAUCCUGUUAAAUCGAAAAGACGGCAGCCAAUCUGAGAGUGUGGAUCACCGUGGAAUAGAGUGCGAAUCUCAGUGUAUGGAUUCCUGGCCUUUGCCUGUUUCUGAAAAUAGUAAGAGAAUACAGGCAAUUCGCUCAACGCAAAAUGUGCCUGUGUCAAGACAGAAAUCAACAAGACAAAUUGCACUGAAGCAAAUAAAAGGAAGAGGUAACAUUUCAAGUGGUAGUGAAUGCUCAGAACUGUUGAGGGUUGAAGCAAGGAUGCCGGAGAUUGCAAUGGCUGUUCAAAGUCAGGAAGAGGUGCCUGUGUCAAGACAGAAAUCACCAAGACAAAUUGCACUGAAGCAAAUAAAAGGAAGAGGUAAAAUUUCGAGUGGUAGUGAAUGCUCAGAACUGUUGAGGGUUGAAGCAAGGAUGCAGGAGAUUGCAAUGGCUGUUCAAAGUCAGGAAGAGGUGCCUGUGUCAAGACAGAAAUCACCAAGACAAAUUGCACUGAAGGAAAUAAAAGGAAGAGGUAACAUUUCAAGUGGUAGUGAAUGCUCAGAACUGUUGAGGGUUGAAGCAAGGAUGCAGGAGAUUGCAAUGGCUGUUCAAAGUCAGGAAGAGGUAACUGGACCUUCAAUACAACCUGAGAUCAGGGAUAGGAAGCCCGAAGUUAUAACGACUGGCCGAAGAGAGGCAAAGUUCCGUGCUCCAGCUGCAGCUUCAGAAGUGCCUCCGGAUCAAAUAAAAAUAAAAUCAGACAUCUUCCGAUAUGGUGCUGCAGUCCUAGUCUUGUUAAUAUUAAUUAUACUUCUGUUGUUUUAA
Leucoraja erinaceus (little skate) is the source of this 1986-nucleotide messenger RNA. RefSeq names its product serine/threonine-protein kinase VRK1-like. Gene Ontology annotation, molecular function: protein serine/threonine kinase activity; ATP binding. The transcript has 14 exons. Gene Ontology annotation, cellular component: nucleus; cytoplasm. Lineage: Eukaryota; Metazoa; Chordata; Chondrichthyes; Rajiformes; Rajidae. Gene Ontology annotation, biological process: signal transduction; peptidyl-serine phosphorylation. Bases 241 to 1986 code for a protein of 581 amino acids. The record is from RefSeq and is a predicted model, not a curated record.